AUGGAGAAUCCGCACGCUGAGAGGCAGGCUGUGCUUUUGCAGAGGAUACAUAAGAACGUGGACAAGUGCACAGAGCUCAUGCUCGAGUUGAACCACUGCGUUGAGGAGGUGCUACGUGCCAAUGCAUACGUGAAAGUGGCGGCCGAUCUGCACGCUCAGCAUCGCAAGAACAUACAAGCGGAUUCUCUAUCUGAUUACUUAGCAAUGUCUCGACUCUGCAGCACACUGGGACGGGGCCUCUCGCUUCAAUACGCCGCCACUGCCCUGGCCGCAUGGCCUUUGACAGCUAAUCAAGAAUCGAUAGGCCGUCCCGCGAGGAGGGGUCCUUGUGGGGCCUCUGGCUUGGCCUGCCUAAACAAGCAGGAGGGUGACGUAACGCGCGCUGCGCUCAAUCCCUCACCACGACGACGCGAGCUGCGACGGCGUCCUGCCUCCGAACAGUGUUAUUUGAGCUGA
Messenger RNA from Peniophora sp. CBMAI 1063, 456 nucleotides. NCBI's taxonomy places the organism in Eukaryota, Fungi, Basidiomycota, Agaricomycetes, Russulales, Peniophoraceae. The record is from the annotation of a GenBank genome assembly.